Molecule: messenger RNA, 1723 nt
Organism: Beta vulgaris subsp. vulgaris (sugar beet)
Lineage: Eukaryota; Viridiplantae; Streptophyta; Magnoliopsida; Caryophyllales; Amaranthaceae
Product: (S)-8-oxocitronellyl enol synthase CYC2
Exons: 1
Coding region: 371-1537 (388 amino acids)
Source: RefSeq, a predicted model, not a curated record
AAUAUAUGAACACCAUCCAUGUUCACAUGAACUCUUCAACACGCUUAAAUUACAAGGCUGCAUAAAUCUCUAGAAAAUUAAAGCCAUUCCUCAAGAAUAGGAGAGGCAUUACUUAAUCAUGAUGAUUAGGUACUUGAUUACUUUAAUUCUUUUCUAAGAUACCACUAACUAUCAAAUAGUAUAAUACUCCAACUACAUUAAUAAGCUUAAGUGUUAUGCCUACUUAUACAGAUCUUACUUGUAUAUAAGACCUGCAAAUCAGAUACACAACUCAUUCCAACAACUCUAAAAACCACCCAUAAACCUCCUUAGUUCUUCCUUCUCCUCAGAAAAAAAUACCUCCUACACUCUUAUUGCCUUACCAAUCAACAUGGCCCUGAAAAAAUCCAAGAAAGAUCACAAAGGAGCUUCUAAGAAGCGAGUUGCCGCGAUUUUUGGUGUCACUGGGCUUGUAGGAAGAGAGCUUGCUAGAAGGCUAAGCUCUAAAUAUUCAUGGAAAGUAUAUGGCAUUGCUAGGAGAGAAGAGCAGAAUGUGGUUAAAAAUUCCAGUAAAAAUUAUCACUUCAUCUCCUGUGAUCUUCUAUGUCCUUUAGAUACACAAAAGAAGCUGUCUUUCUUAGAAGAUGUAACCCAUAUUUACUGGGUUACAUGGGCUAAUCAGUACCCACUUGAUAGCCUAGAAUGCUGUGAUCAAAACAAAGAAAUGCUGUCAAAUGCAUUAGAUGCAAUGCUUCCAAAAGCUAAGUCUUUAAAACAUGUUUCUCUUCAGACAGGAAUGAAGCACUAUGUUUCAUUCAGAGAUCUGAUCAGCAACACGAAAAAUUUUGAUAACGCGUUUUAUGAUGAAGAUUGUCCAAGAGCUUCUCUAGGGAAUAAUUUCUAUUAUAUCCUAGAGGAUUUGCUUAAGGAAAGGCUUGCUGCGAAUAAGGUUGGGUGGUCCGUCCAAAGGCCUGGUUUGAUAACAGGGUGUUCAAAGAGGACAACAUAUAAUUUUAUGGGUUGUCUUGCUAUUUAUGCAAGUAUUUGUAAACAUUUGAAUCUGCCAUUUGUGUUUGGAGGGUCAAGGCAGUGUUGGGAAGAGGCUUGGAUCGAUGUCUCGGAUGCUCGAUUAGUAGCUGAGCAGCACAUAUGGGCUUCCACUGAUGAUCAAGUCUUAUCACCCAGUGACAGCCAAGGCCAGGCCUUUAACACCAUCAAUGGAAUUUGUUUCACAUGGAAAGAAAUAUGGCCGGCUAUAGGGAAAAAAUUCGGACUUGAAGUUCCUGAAAACAUGUUUUCCCCUGAGUUUAAGUAUUCUAAGGCUAUGUCAGAUAAAGCUGGAGUUUGGAGAGAGAUUGUAGAUAGCAAAGGUUUAGUGGAAACAGAGAUGGAAGAAUUGGCUAACUGGGACUUUUUGGACCUCUUGUUUCGGUGCCCCUUAAAAUUGUUAGGAACGCGAGCAAAAGCUGAUCGUCUGGGUUUCAGGAAGAGGUAUACAGCGUCAGAAUCGAUCACAUAUUGGAUAGAUUACAUGAGAGAUGAGAAACUAAUACCUUAGAGAGAAAGGCAGAGGGACAGAUAAAUUGUUAGCUCAUUUGAACUUUGCAUAUAUAAUAAAGAAAAGAAACACUACUGUACUUACAGACUUACUUUCCUUUCAAAUGGGAUACUCAAUUAGCUUCUCCAAAUCUAUUCUCAAUAACAUAUGUCUAUAGCUGUAUAGCAUAGCAAAAUUUUCCUUUCA